AUGCUGGCGUGCACGUCGAGUACGUUCCCCACAACCACCGUGAACUAUCCUCACGAGUCCCUCCCUCACACAUCUGACAUGAUUCUAGAAUCGCUGGUCGAUUUGCAAGCACUCACACCUCUGGUCAUGCCAAUCCACGCUGCCUGGACUAAAUCGUCGACUGGAUCUGGUGCGGAUGAGAACCUAAGGUGAGUACAUUGUGAAAGAGGAUCAGUUUAGAUAGUGUAAUGUAACUCCACGUUACUGAAUCUAGAUGGCUUCAUCUAGGUACCAUAGUUUAUAUCCGAUCUACAUUAAUAUCAGCUACUUUAUAUUGUAUAAAAAUAAAAUUUCAAUUCAAGCUACAAACUCAUAUUAACCUUAUUUUAGUGAAGCUGAAUACCCAUUCCUCGACCGCAAGCCCGAAGUGGACCGUAAGGGUGCCAAGGGCCGGCGUCAUGCCGGUGAGCAGCUUCUUAUGAAGCGGCUAGCCACCCAGGGCUUCCUGAUGAAGUCGGUGCUGGACACCGGAGCUCUCGGUAAGCGACGACGUGCCCGUAUGUUGUCUGAAAUGUCCAACGAUGACAUGGACCCUUCCAUCCACUACUCCAUCAACCGCAAGAACCGCUGGCUCCUGAGUUCGGCGUCGCAACUCAUGAGCGACAAGACCGACAACGACAGUGUUGGCUUCUCGGCCGUUGACACGGUCUUCGGAGCUGACGGCCAACGUGUGUUGGCCGAGCAUCAACUACAACAGAGUGGCGUACACUCGAAGCACUGUAAGAGUGUGAGAGGAAGCCCUCACAAGGUUGAUGGCUCGGGGAAGCCGUUGGAGGUUCGCUACGUUCUUGCCAAGCCUAGUCCAGUCACGAAACUCAUGGCCGGAAGCCUUUUUAACAAAAGUGAGUUGGUUUAAUAUUGUCAUUUCUUCAUAUUUUUGUGUCAUAGAUAGUAUUUAAGCUUAUAGGUAUAAAAAUGUUCUGUUUUCGAAGUUUUUUUACUAAAAUUGUCAGUUUAAAGCAAGGUUUUACAACUUGUACUGCCUUCUGUACUUUGUCUGAAAGAUCACUUUACACUAAAUCAAAGUGGUUCAGUAACUUUUACACUCUUCUUUUUGUUUUGUUUACACUACUGGUUCAGAAGUAACAAACAAACGGUUGAAUUCUGAAAAAGCAAAGAAACAAAUCAAACUAUUGUAAAAGUAAAAGGACAACAUUAACACUGACUUUAAAGUAACAAAACACAGGUAUCAGAGUAACAAAGUAUAGACUUAGAAGUAACAACCUUCACAAUUCCACCAUUUAAGUGACUUAUUGUAGGCAAACCAGCAGUCCGCUCCAAGAAACGAGCACAGAUGGACACCAGCGUGUACAGCACGGACGGGGAGAGGAACGAAGCCGAGGAAGAGUCCAAGCAGCUCUCGGAGGAGGUCAUGAACAUGUACCGACCUCGCCAACGCACCUACAGCUUGGCCGACUUCAUUCAGGAGAAGUCCGCCCCCGUCAUCGUACGGCAUCGACCAGAGAGUGUGAAUGCCGAAGAAACGUUCGAACAGGUAUGUUGUUGUAUGGACUUGUAGUUAUAUCUUGUAUAUCAUGUCUUUAUUUCAAAAUUUUAUUAAAUUCCGUCUAUAAAUUUAAAUUUUGAACUACAAAUUCACAAAAAUGAAAACCUUGUUUGAUAUUCAAAUCACAAAACCAAGGCCUCAUGACUCAAGCAGCAUUUCCGUUUUCGUAUGUUAUCAGCAGUUUAUACUGUGACGUUACUAGAACAGAGUCACGUGGCGACAACCAGCCCAUUUUGAAACAUGGGUAAUCAUUUUGUUUAUCGGGUUCUUUGGUCGCUUCUUAAGGUCCCCUCAUCAGACCGGUUCCCUUUGAACCGUUGACGAAAACAUCGCCAGUCCACCGUCGUUGUUCCCUUAAUAUGUUAUCUUUUAUCAUUACGCAGAUUACCGUAUCGCCUCGAUUGUUUACCAUACUGAGAUCGUAACGACCUGUACCACCUUUAGAUUAAGAUGUUUCAUGUUAUUGUAGAGUAAACUAUACAUUUUACAUUAAAGUAGUCUUGUAGAUGACAUUAUUGAUAAGUAAUGUGAAGUUAUCAAAAGUCACAGCCUUUAUUUACUGUAAAACAACUAAUCCUGUAGGUCUCUCUUUACAUGUGACAUAGCUAAUUAAAAAAACAAUUACGUUGUAAACUGUUAUCAACUGCAGCUGGUUAUUGUAAUGUCUUAUCACCUGCAGACGAAAAUAAACAAUCGGUGAUUGAUUUUUAUCAUUGACAAGAUUAAUCAGAUAACGUGACUGUACUUUCAGGUGGAGAUGCCUGUUACCAACACUGCCCCCACCAACAACACAGACUACAGCGUGAAGGAGACCGACAGUGGCGUCACCUUCUACGUCAACAUCGAAGCCGACCGACUCAAGAUCCAGAACCGAGCCGACUGGCUGGAGAAGGCGGUGGCUGUCGCUAAACGAGGCGAUCUCCUCUUCAAAUGGCUGAACAAAGCUAGGACUGCCUUCCAGGUCGACAUCAGUGCCAGACUGAUGGAAGCAGCUCGAGAACCCAUCAUGGUGCUCACCUUCAGCUACAGACAGAAGGACAACAAGAUCAAGGUCUUCUUCAACGCGAGCAACGACUGCCAGAUCGACCGCCUUCCACUCGAGAUGGCUGCCGUCCCCUACCAAAAAGCCUUGGAAGGCAUCGAGACCUACCUCAACGUCGUCUUCACCUACACCCGCAUCCACAUCGAGCCUCCCACUCACCGACCCAAUGAUGAUGCCUUCUCCACCCAGCUCACCACCCGUACCCUCCCCCUCUCCGGCUACGAGCUGAUGGCCGGCUGGCAAUGCAUCAACACUUUCAUCAACGAGUCGAUGCAGAAUCUGGAGAACGUGAAACAAGAAGAGGACGAUGAGGAGGAUGACUUCGAACAUGUAACCAUGGAUGAGUUCGAGGUGCUGAACGACGAGUACGAAGACUCCAAGUGGUUAGACGAAGACCUGGACGAGCAAGUGGCCGAUCUUCAGACCAUCUGCAACGAAUGUGGCACGGAAGAGUCUUCUGAAAUCAUCACCACCGACUGUGGCCACUCCUUCUGCUUCAGCUGUUUGAAUCGUCUGUUACGAGACAAAUUGGGCAAUGGCUUCCCUUUCUGUCCCGUAGCCCAGUGUAAGGUCGAGUACCCAACCCAGCUCUUGAGCUCCGUCUUCUGUAUCCCCAUCGUGUCCCAUCUUCUGGAGGCCAAGGGUAAAGAAUGUGCCUUAAACUGUCAGAGAAACGCCUUCCAAUGCCCAAUCGGAUGUCCCAUCUCGUUCGGAGAGUUGGAUCCUGCCCACCAACAAGUUCAAUGUGGCAGCUGUUAUAGUCACUGGUGCUCCAGCUGUGAAAGAGAACCUCAUUGGCCAAUGAAUUGUCGCGAAAACCAAGAUUUUCAAAAGAAAUUCAAUGCCCAGAAGGAGCAGGGUGAAGAAUCUCGCAAUUCUCAGAUCCAGAUGCGCUACUAUCACAUGGUAAACGACUGUCGCGAGGCUCGUACCAACAACGAAUGGAAGUUGGCGGCCAAAGAGUUGAGGAAGAAGGUCGGCUACAAGCUGGAGCGACAAUAUCACGAACACAGAAAAACUGUAAGUUAUCAUUCUGGAAAUGAGUUCACGAAAUAAACCGUUUUGAGACAGUUAAGUUAAAUACAGAUUCUAACUUCUUACUCAAUCGUCUUUAACUUCUGAUUCCGUUUCAGAGUUUGCAACUGGUGGAGAACGGCUACGGCUACCUCUACAUGAGCAAGAGCAACAAGUGUGACACGUGGUACGAAGUGAAGAAUGCGUUGAAUGCCAUCUACGCAGAGUACAGUCGCGUAGAGAACACCGUGCUCAAGGCUCCCAAACUCACCGCGGCGCAGGUCGCCGCCGAGAUCCACGGUCUGCGUGGACUAGUCCGCAAGGGGAUCCAAGAACUCGAAAAUACUAAGAAGCGAUGUUAA
Messenger RNA from Bursaphelenchus okinawaensis, 3964 nucleotides. The record is from the annotation of a GenBank genome assembly. NCBI's taxonomy places the organism in Eukaryota, Metazoa, Nematoda, Chromadorea, Rhabditida, Aphelenchoididae.